Carlito syrichta (Philippine tarsier) is the source of this 2274-nucleotide messenger RNA. It is a transcript of the gene KLHDC7A, whose product is annotated as kelch domain containing 7A. The record is from RefSeq and is a predicted model, not a curated record. Bases 1 to 2274 code for a protein of 757 amino acids. NCBI's taxonomy places the organism in Eukaryota, Metazoa, Chordata, Mammalia, Primates, Tarsiidae. The transcript has a single exon. Gene Ontology annotation, molecular function: protein binding.
AUGCUCCCCACAGGGACAGAGGCCCCGGACUGGCAUUUGGACAUGCAGCUGACCAGCAAGGUAGUGCUGUCAGCGGCAGCCCUGCUCCUAGUGACUGCAGCUUACAGGCUCUACAAGUCCAGGCCUGCCCCUGCCCCGCUGCAGGGUGGGAGGGCCAAGGUCGAGGAGGAAGCUGAGGGCUCCGGGCAGCCUACAGCCCAAGGAGCUUCUCCCGAGGCGCCGCAGAGGGGACCCAGACGCCGGAGAGCCAGCAAGGAGGCCAGAGCACCGCCGGGCUAUAGCUGGGAGGAUCCUGGAGGGCCCUGCAUCCUGCCGGCGGGGGCCACUUCCAGGGCCAGGUCACCCCCGAGGAGAGGCUCUGGCAGGGAGCAGGACGCGCAGGACCCAGGCUCUGAGCAGGUGUCUCCUCACGGUCGUGGCCAGGGAGCCAGAACAGCUGUUGGCGGUAAGCCCGACCCUCCCCACCACCCUCAUUUGGGCAGUGACCCCCAACCCACAUUGGACAGCAGCUGUAAGGGUGCUGAGCCUCCUGCAUGGCAGGGUGGUGGAUCCCCCAAGCGGCCAGAGGGCCCCCACUCGCACCAGAUGGCCCCCACGGAAGGCAGCAGUGACAUGAACCAGGGCUGGAUCUUCACCCGGGUGACCGGGGUUGGCGGGGAAGAAGCCGGGGUCUUCCAGGCCACCUCAGAUGCAGGCCUGGCCCUGCACCAGCAGGAAGGAGUUACCAAUGCCACCUACACCUUCUCGUCCGUGGCCAGGGUCCGAAUGGAGGAGAAUUUCAUACGGAAUAUGGAGGAGGUUGGGGCGCAACUGAAGGGCAAGGUGUAUGACUACUAUGUGGAAUCCACCUCUCAGGCUGUCUCCAGCGGCAGGCUGGCCCCCAGGGUGGCAGCCCUGGCUGAGGUGCCAUCCCCUGGGCCCCGGGGAACAGAGACAGCCUCCGCGGACCCAGCCAGUGACAGGGAAGGUGGAGCCGAGACGGCCACCUCCCUGCAGUCCGUGCCCUCAGCCCCCACCCCAGGUUUUGGCAGGAAGGAGAGCCUCCUGCAGAUAGCAGAGAACUCAGACCUGCAGCUGCAACCUGACCAGCUCCCCGCUCCACCCUGCUCAGACCAGGACACCCUGCCCGGCUCAGCCGCAGGCAGUGAGGACCCCCACGUGCAGCUGGUGGCUGGGACCAACUUCUUCCACAUCCCGCUCACCCCCGCGUCCGCCCCGGACGUCCGCCUGGACCUGGGCAAUUGCUACGAGGUGCUGACCUUGGCCAAGAGGCAGAACUUGGAGGCCCUGAAGGAGGCGGCCUACAAGGUCAUGAGCGACAACUACCUCUGGGUGCUGCGCAGCCCCGACAUCUACGGGGGCCUGAGCGGGGCGGAGCGGGAGCGGAUCCUCCAGCGACGUCUCCGGGGCCGCAAGCACCUGGUGGUGGCCGACGUGUGCCCCCGGGAAGACUCCGGCCGCCUCUGUUGCUAUGACGACACGAGGGACGCCUGGUACCCGCUGGCCCACCUGCCCCCCGAGGCCGUGUCCCGGGGCUGUGCUGUCUGCAGUCUCUUCAAUUAUCUCUUCGUGGUGUCCGGCUGUCAGGGCCCCGGGCACCGGCCCUCCAACCGCGUCUUCUGCUACAACCCACUAACAGGCAUCUGGAGCGAGGUGUGCCCGCUGAACCAGGCCCGGCCACACUGCCGGCUGGUGGCCUUGGAUGGGCGCCUGUACGCCAUCGGGGGCGAGUGUCUGCACACAGUUGAGUGCUAUGACCCCCGCCUGGACCGCUGGGCCUUCGCCCCGCCGCUGCCCAAUGACACGUUUGCCCUGGCGCACACGGCCACGGCGUGUGCCAAGGAGAUCUUCGUCACGGGCGGCACGCUGCGCUAUCUGCUGCUCCGCUUCUCAGCCCAGGAGCAGCGCUGGCGGGCCGGCCCCACGGGGGGCAGCAAGGACCGCACGGCGGAGAUGGUGGCGGUCAAUGGCUUCCUCUACCGCUUUGACCUCAACCGCAGCCUGGGCAUUGGCGUGUACCGCUGCAGUGCCAGUGCCCGGCUCUGGUACGAGUGCGCCACGUACCGGACACCUUACCCGGACGCCUUCCAGUGCGCGGUGGUGGACGACCUCAUCUACUGCGUGGGGCGCCGGUGCACCCUCUGCUUCCUGGCCGACGACGUCUCGCCCAGGUUUCUGCCCAUGGAGCUGCAGAGCUUCCCGUCUCCACAGGGCAUCCUUCUGCCCACCGUACUGACCUUGCCUGCACCCGAUGUGCCUCAGACCCGCGUCUAG